AAUGUAGUGUCCAACCACAAGGUGUCACACUCCAUUUACAAAUUGUCUGAUGAUUUUUGUAAACGCAACACGUGUAUUUUUGUGCUGGUACAAUUGGGCUUGAUCGAUUUGAUUGAAAAUUCUGGUGAUGGUAGGAACAAUAACGCUAAUAUUCGCUGAUUUAUUGAAUGUAUAUUUCUUCAGUGGAGACUGAGGGGAAUGCGGCAUUCAGCGUUAAAUUGCUAUCAGAUUACCAAAUGUAUUUGGUUUUAUUUACGCUUUAGGCUGUGUCUUAUAAGUUUUUAUUUUUAUUUGACUUGUGGCAUGACCUUAGCGAUUUGGACCUGAACUGGAGAAUAGCUCAACUAACGCAAAUUGUGCUACUACAGACAUUGUAAAGUCUAGCUGUAUGUGGCUACGAGGCGUUUUUCUGGCAUUCUUUGGCGAGCCAGUCUGUCUCAAAAUGUGACAAUUUGGCACGCCCAGUGACAUUGUUUUUGAAAGACCGGCGUUUGAAGCGUCUUUCGUUCGGAUAAUUAGAAAACACAGCUAGAAUCGGAAGUGACGCAGGGCAGUGCAGCACUUCAGAGCUCAAUGGAAUACAAACAAGCUGUGCCCCGCCUCUGUUUAUUAAAGGAUAUUCACCAGGUUCUGUGCAUGCUGCUAAUCGGAAGUGUUUCCCUUUACUUAUUCGUGAUCUCACCUAGAAAGGCAAAUUGUGGUUUCAGGAAAGGGGCAAAGAUACUGGAGGGUUUCUUUUUGUUUUUGAUUGACACCACCAGCUCGCGCUCUCUAACCAGCCAAUUGGAGUUUUCGUGCGGCUGGAAACGCCUACUAAAGGCGAGCUGCGUUUCAAUACACCAAUCGGAACCCUGUUUUAGCAGACCGGGAGGGGGCGUGAGUUCUACAGGAAACGACACCUACCCCCGCCAAUAGAGGGCGAAACUCUCCUCUGGUGACCAAUCACUGCGAGGCAUUGGGCGGGCUCCACAAAGCUCGCCGUGUUCUGUUGAAUUCUAUUGCCGACCAUUAAAAAAAAUAAUAAUCGGGAGAGUGGAAGUAGAAGAACCAGGGGUAACGCGACAGACAUACAGACAGGGCUGUAUUUAAAGGGACCGGUGGCUAUUCUCAACAAGAAAACGAAACAUCAGUAAUUUGAUGGUCUUUAUUACUGACCCUUGGAUUUUGGUUUGGCUGUCUCAUUUUAAAUCCGGACCGUUUCUGUGCGGCUGGCUAGCUGACUGGCUAGCUACAUUCAUUUUCUCUCGGACACGUUUCAUCGUUUAAAAACACUACAUAGCGGGCUAAAUUGAAUGUUGUUUCUGUCAUGAGUCCGGCCGGCUGCGCUCAUGUGAACGGUUUUAAGGUGGAGAACUGGAAGCAGAAUCUACGAGUCAUAUACCAGUGCUUUGUGUGGAGUGGGACUGCUGAAACCAGGAGACGCAAGGUACUACAGAAUGAUGUGGGAUGGACUUCAUUGGCCAAGUCGUGUAUGUGUCACAUGUGCGGCGCCCACCUCAGCCGGCUCCACUCCUGCCUGUACUGCGUCUUCUUCGGCUGCUUCACCAAGAAGCACAUCCACGAGCACGCCAAGAACAAGCGCCACAACCUGGCUAUAGACUUGUUAUACGGAGGCAUAUACUGCUUCGUGUGUCAGGACUACAUUUACGACAAAGACAUGGAACAGAUCGCCAAAGAGGAGCAGAGGAAGGCCUGGAAGUUGCAAGGUAGCGUUUCGCCUCGCGACUCAGUUUUCACUUCGCGUCUGGCGUGCUUAACUGGAGCUCAAAAUUCAUGCGAAGGCGUGGGAGAGAAGUAUUCAACAUGGGAACCAACCAAGAGAGAGCUGGAGCUGCUAAGACACAAUCCCAAGCGCAGGAAAAUCACCACAAACUGCACCAUCGGCCUGCGGGGGCUCAUUAACCUGGGGAACACCUGCUUCAUGAACUGCAUCGUGCAGGCGCUCACCCACACGCCCCUCCUGCGCGACUUCUUCCUGUCCGACCGGCACAAGUGCGAGAUGCAGUCCAACUCCUGCCUGGUCUGCGAGAUGGCCCAGCUCUUCCAGGAGUUCUACUCCGGACACCGCUCCCCACACAUUCCGUUCCGGCUGCUGCACCUGGUGUGGACGCACGCGCGCCACCUGGCCGGCUACGAGCAGCAGGACGCCCACGAGUUCCUCAUCGCCGCGCUGGACGUGCUGCACCGCCACUGCAAGGGCGAUGACAACGGGAAGAAGGCCAACAACCCGAACCACUGCAACUGCAUUAUCGACCAAAUCUUCACUGGGGGGCUGCAGUCGGACGUCACCUGCCAAGUCUGCCACGGGGUGUCUACGACCAUAGACCCGUUCUGGGACAUCAGUCUGGACCUGCCCGGCUCCUCCACCCCCUUCUGGCCCCUCAGCCCCGGGGGGGACUGCGGCGUGGUCAACGGGGAGAGCCACCAAUCAGGGGCCACCACGCUGACGGACUGUUUACGAAGGUUUACACGACCAGAGCAUUUAGGAAGCAGUGCCAAAAUUAAGUGCGGUGGUUGCCAUAGUUACCAGGAAUCCACCAAACAGCUGACAAUGAAGAAGCUGCCAAUCGUGGCAUGUUUUCAUCUAAAGCGGUUUGAGCACUCGGCCAAGCUGAGGAGGAAGAUCACCACGUACGUGUCCUUUCCUCUGGAGCUGGACAUGACCCCCUUCAUGGCCUCCAGUAAAGAGAGCAGAGUCAACGGGCAGUACCUGCAGCCAGUGGACCCGCUCAACAACGACAACAAGUACUCCCUGUUCGCGGUGGUGAACCACCAGGGGACGCUGGAGAGCGGCCACUACACCAGCUUCAUCCGCCAGCACAAAGACCAGUGGUUCAAGUGCGACGACGCCAUCAUCACCAAGGCCAGCAUCAAGGACGUGCUGGACAGCGAAGGGUAUCUGUUGUUCUAUCACAAGCAGUUCCUGGAAUACGAGUAGCCUUACCCAGAGGACUCUGAGAGACACGUGCAGCCUUCAGGAGACGAAAGAGAAAAAGGAGAGAGAAGAAAAAACAAACAAACUGUAACGGAGCCGAAGGAAGGAGAAAUGAGAAAGCGAGACGCGACACACAAACCUACCUGAAACUCUUACUUAAGAUCAUUUUUCCCAAUGAACAAAAGCGAAAAAUGACGAGUACAUCAUGCAAACUUAGAAGAAAAUUCAGCACUGAGCUACCAGUAUCUACUUGACAACAAACUGGGGGAGGGGGGCGGGGUGUAGGGGUCAGAUGGAAUAUGCAUCCACAUUGAGGUGGGGGAGGGGGGGCGGCCCACGCUUGGCUCCGAAAACUUGGCUGGUGAGGUGGGUGGCGCCCGUCUUUUUCUGGGAGGAGGAGCCAGACAGAGGGCACAUCUCAAAUUCUAUUGAUGUUUUCAUCAUCAGUACCCAUGGUGCUCUGGGUCCAAACUGACCAAGCAUUUUGACAUCACGCUGGGAGGAAGACCUCACUUUUAUUUUUUCGUUUUUGUUUUUCUGUUAUUUUCUCCUAUAUAUGCAGAAAAGUCUGAAUGCAAAAAGUAAAAACAAAAAAAAAAACCCACGAGUAUGAUGUUGUGAACUUUGCAAGAACGUUUUUUAUGUAUUGUAUUAUUUGUGACAUUAGUUCUGGAAUACUGUAUGAAUCUAGUAAAAAAAUCUAUUAAAAAACCCAGAAAACCCCAGCUCAUGAGGAUGGAGGCAGAGAUGGGACAGAGCGUGGGCAGGGUCUUUGUGUGGGGAACGCCCCGUGGAACACGCCUGUACCAUCGUUCCAGCGUCACCAUGGCUACAGGUCCACGCCUCUGUCCCGUCUCUCCGUCCUUUCCUCCGGGCUGCGGGCUGGAAGAUCUAUUUUUUUAAAAAACACUUGUUGAAUUACUUUGCUGUCAUGUAUCUUGUUGUCAUGGUACAGAUGUUGUUUUUGAGCGUAUAUUUUUUCCUUUUUUUUUUUCUUUUUUGCCUUUUCUAAAUAUUGUGGAGCUGUUUUUGAUAUUACGAUGGUCGCAUUAACUCAGUUGGUCGUGGAAAUGAGUGAGAAUAGCUAUGGACGUCUCGCGGCAACAUUAAGUACGCAUGAUUUCAGUGUGGUUCGCGUCGGAGCCGAAACGUGUCGAUGCUCAAAACUGUAGCACAGUCCGGAAUCGCAACAUAGCCGUUCCCACCGUUAUUUAAAUGGUGGCUCGCCUCCACCGAUACCAGAAGGUUGUUGGUUCGAACCUCAGCCGAGUUGUACCAAAGACUCACAGCGGUUUAGGGUUGGAGCUGCACGUACGCCCGAGUGUGUCUUUGUGGGAGGGGGGGACGGGGGUGGGUUUGGGGGGGUGGGGGGGGGCAGACUAGUUGGACGUCUGUGGGGUGGUAUACGUUCGCAAAGCACCUUACCCGUUUAACUGCCGGGCCCUGACCUGACAGGAAGCUUCAUGUAUCUGCGGGGUCUGUGGACGGCAGCGCCGUGUCAGAUUUAGUAUUACCCGUGGCAACGUUGUGCCCGUCCUGACCGUAUGCAGUACAGCAGCUUCAGGUGUGACGUCGUGCGGCGCGGGGGUGGGGGGUGGUCAGUGCCUGCGAGCCCAGCGGGCAGCUUGAGCUGGAUUCAGCAGGCUGUGCGCAACAUGGCCGCCGACUUCGCCUCGCGCUGCUUUCCGCUUCGCCCACCUAAGCGCAGCGACGGUUAACGCUAACAUGCUAGGCUACGCGUUUCUUAUAAUAUCAGCAACCGCCAAACGUGCAGCGAGAAUACGAACGUCUUGGCUAAGCGCAUUACUUACGGACAGAGCAAACUGUGCUUUGAACCUUGGCAUAAUUGUUUAUUUUUUUGGUUUCAUUUUUCUUUUUCUUUUUCUUUUGUAUUACUUCUGUGUAUUGCUAGAAGAGGCCAAGAGCCGUGAUGUUGUUAAUUACAUCGCAUUGCUGCCACCGACCCAGGGGAUUGGAGGAGGAGCCGGUUGGGGACUAAACAGAAGUAUAUCUACGUCCUCCAGUCUGCUGCAGAUAUUUAUUUUUAUUACUUUAAACCGGAGAAAAAUGGGGAAUUAAAAAAAAAAAAAAACACAUAGAACCUUGUGAACAAACGUGCCGAGGCUUUCGAUGCGUCAUGGCGGAGACGGGGAGAGAGAGAGAGAGAGAGAGAGAGACAGCGCCACCUUCGGACAUUCAGGGACAGAGCUGAAACGUUUCGAGGAGAAAGCUUCAUCUGUUUCAGUGAUUAAAAAGACAAACAGAACAAACCUG
Messenger RNA from Anguilla rostrata (American eel), 5209 nucleotides. Its product is annotated as ubiquitin carboxyl-terminal hydrolase 22-like. The record is from RefSeq and is a predicted model, not a curated record. Lineage: Eukaryota; Metazoa; Chordata; Actinopteri; Anguilliformes; Anguillidae. The transcript is spliced from 14 exons. Gene Ontology annotation, molecular function: zinc ion binding; cysteine-type deubiquitinase activity. The coding region runs from base 1307 to 2938 and encodes 543 amino acids. Gene Ontology annotation, biological process: protein deubiquitination.